AUGGCGGUCUUCCACAACCUGCUGCUGAGGUCUCUCAACACGAUAUAUCUUCAAGCGCCAUAUGUCAAGGACGGGGAUAAGAAGGCCUUCGUGGGCUAUGCGUAUUGCUGGUAUGACGCGAUAGAUGCACAUCAUACCGGCGAGGAGAAGGAGUUCUUCCCUUGGAUUGAGGAGGCAGCAGGCGAGAAGGGUAUCAUGGACGCGAAUGUUGAGCAGCAUAAAAUCUUCUCCGACGGAAUCGAGGAAUAUGCAUCCUAUCUGCGUUCCCUAAAGGGCAGAGAGCGCUCUUUUUCCGGUCCCCACCUCCGAUCCAUCAUCGAUUCCUUCGGCCCUACCCUACACCAGCAUUUGGCGGACGAGAUACCUUCGCUCCUCGCUCUGAGUAAAUACGGAGACAAAGUUCACCUCAACAGACUGUGGGACAAACAAAGCAUUGGGAAGUUCACUUUGCACUCGGCGGUGACACGGAUCCCAUUUUAUUUAUGUAACCUGGAUCGAACCUUUGAGGGCGGUCUCUGGAAGGAUUUCCCAGAAGUCCCAAAAGUGGCCAAGGCGUUCAUGGGGAAUUGGGUGUCGCGGCUGAACGGAGCGUAUUGGAAAUUUGGGGCAUGUACAAUGGCUGGUGAGCCCAAAGAAUUGUUUGCCCGGUGA
Molecule: messenger RNA, 651 nt
Organism: Exophiala aquamarina CBS 119918
Lineage: Eukaryota; Fungi; Ascomycota; Eurotiomycetes; Chaetothyriales; Herpotrichiellaceae
Exons: 2
Coding region: 1-651 (216 amino acids)
Source: RefSeq, a predicted model, not a curated record